UCGCACGAUCAACAACUUUUUCACUUAGCGAGUCUCGCACGGUAAAGUCGCGAUGGAGUUUUUAAAUUUUAAAUUAAUUGUGUGUGCGUUUUUAUUGUGCCUAUUUGUUAGUGUAAACACGCAAUCGGUGCACAGACGUUUUGAAUACAAAUAUUCAUUCAAACCACCUUAUUUAGCGCAAAAAGAUGGAUCGGUGCCGUUUUGGGAGUAUGGUGGAAACGCAAUAGCAUCAGGGGAAAGCGUGCGUCUCGCGCCGUCGCUUCGAAGCCAGAAGGGGGCUAUAUGGACCAAACAGCCCAUUAACUUUGACUGGUGGGAGGUCGAUAUCAUGUUCAAGAUUACCGGCAGAGGCAGAAUAGGUGCUGACGGCUUGGCGUUCUGGUAUACGACACAGCGCGGCGACUACACCGGCGAAGUGUUCGGCUCGUCGGAUAAAUGGAACGGUCUCGGAGUCAUAUUCGAUUCUUUCGACAACGACAAUAAGCACAACAAUCCCUACAUCAUGGCCGUUGUCAAUGACGGCACUAAGGUCUUUGAUCAUAAGAGUGACGGCACCACUCAGCUCCUGUCCGGAUGUCUGCGCGACUUCAGGAACAAGCCGUUCCCGACCCGGGCCAAGAUAGAAUACUACAUGAACACGUUAACUGUCUACUUCCACAACGGAAUGACGAACAACGAGCAGGACUACGAGCUGUGCUUCCGCGCCGAGAACGUGGUGCUGCCCCGGGGCGGACACUUCGGUCUGUCCGCCGCCACCGGGGGGCUGGCCGACGACCACGACGUCAUCCACUUCCUCACCACCGCUCUGUACUCCACGCAGCAACCAGGCACCCAGCAGAUCAGCUCCGAUGAACAGCAGAAACUGUCGCAAGAAUACCAGGAGUACCAGAAGAAACUGGAACAGCAGAAGGAGGAAUACAGGAAGGAACAUCCCGAUGAGGUGCGCGACAAGGACAGCGAGUUCGACGACUGGUUCGAGUCGGACGGGCAGCGCGAGCUGAGGCAGAUCUUCCAAGGACAGGCGCAGAUACACGACGUGCUGAGGGACUUGAACAAGAAAGUUGACGAGGUGAUUGGCAAACAGAUGAACUCCAUCUCCAUGCUCACAGCAGUGUACAGCCAGGCCCAAGGACAGCCCCAACAGGUCGCCCCGGGACAGAUCCCUCAACAGAUGCCGAGUAUGCCGAUCGGCCGCCACGACUGGGACGCGUUGGUGGCCAACAAUCAGCUCAUGAUCAACACCAUAGCCGAGCUCAAGGGCUUCGUGAUCGAGGUGGCUCGCAAGUCUGACUCGCUGCUGGCGGCCAGCGGCGGUACUGCUGCGGGGGGCGGCAUCAACCCUCAGUUCCUGACAGAGUUGAGGGACUCCAUCACCAACAUCAAGCAGACUGUCGGCGGCGUCUCGCAAAGGUUAAUGGCCCAGGCGCAGGUAGCCCCGCCCCCGUGUCCUGCCGCGACCUGCGCUAGUUUCACCGCCAUCCUGCUGGUGGCAGCGAUGCAAUUAGCGCUCAUGUUCAUAUAUGCCCUGUACAAAGAGAGGAAAGAGGCCCAAGCAAAGAAAUUCUUCUAAACUGAAAGUCUGUAAUUAAAUUCUAUUUAUAUUUUAUCUGUGGUAUGUUGGCGGUGUGACCAGAUUGCUCACUGUCUAUUUGGUAUAGUGUUGAGAGUCUGUUAAUCACAGUCCCGAGUUAUAUUUAAAUCAUUGUACGAAGUCAUGCUCACUGGUGCUCAAAAUGUAUUGAAUAUUAAACAAAUAAAAUCCUUGUGAUUUUUAUAUCCGGAAAUACAAAAAUAAGUGUCAUGGAUAAAAAAUAAAUAGGAUCUAAUCAAAUUGUCCUUAGUUUAAAAAAAUCGUGGAUACCAAAAGAUUGUGUUGGGGUUUUGUACUUUAAACAUAUAAAUGGUGUAAUCAAUGUUUCGCUGUCAUCUUGUAGACUCACUGUGUGUCACCACGUGACAAAUGUGCUUAGUGCGAGUUUUUUAACGUUCUCGAUAGCGUAAAAGUUAACUGUAUGGACUUUGAACGUUUGCCUACGUUUGCCGCUAGGGGCGCUGUUCCAGCUGCAUACAUAUUUGAGUUAACUUUGACGCUAUCGUUGCUAGGUCAUGUGACUUGAUUGGUCCUAGGUUGGAAAUAUGGUUCGCUUGGUUGUGCAUAUAUUCACCAUCAACCUAAAAUUGCAUGAGUUCUUUCUCGAAGGACUUUUCUCGAUAUAUUGUCACAAAACGGUUUCAAUGUAGUUUGACACAUUGUGGUAUCUGUGGUUCGUAUUAAAACAAAACCUUUUUACUGUUCUGUGCGUGUGAAGGAGAUGAGACUAUUUGUAAAUAUUACUAGUACGACUUUUUUGUUUGUCUCUCUUAGGAAUUUAAUUAUUAUUUUUCAUAAAUAUUUUUUUUAUUUUUGUUACCUUUUUUUUUCUUUAAUUUAUUUUGUACGUUUGUGGCUAUCCGUGGUUUCAGAUUAAAAUAUUUCAAUGCAGUUUAUUAAUUUUAUAAUAUAUAUGUAUGUAUUUGGGUAAAUGGUUUAGCUAGCUUCGAAAAUUCGUGUCAAUGUAGGUUCCGAGAGUCAUAUAAUGUUUCAGGUUUAUAGAACACGCGUCACAGGUGACUGUGACCAAUUACUAGUAUAAAUGAAUGAGUGAGGUGACACCACAAAUCUAGUUGUGUGUCUCUUUCUUGAGGUCUUUUUUUUGACUUGAGUUUUGCUGAAGUAUUCUUUACUUGUUAGAUUCGCGUCAGAAUGUGGAAAUGUGAAUGUGUAAAAAUGGUUGUAAUUAAAAAAAUAUUUUUUGAAAAA
Bombyx mandarina (wild silkworm) is the source of this 2800-nucleotide messenger RNA. It is a transcript of the gene ergic53, whose product is annotated as lectin, mannose binding protein ergic53. Gene Ontology annotation, cellular component: endoplasmic reticulum-Golgi intermediate compartment; Golgi membrane; COPII-coated ER to Golgi transport vesicle. Gene Ontology annotation, molecular function: D-mannose binding. The record is from RefSeq and is a predicted model, not a curated record. NCBI's taxonomy places the organism in Eukaryota, Metazoa, Arthropoda, Insecta, Lepidoptera, Bombycidae. Gene Ontology annotation, biological process: endoplasmic reticulum to Golgi vesicle-mediated transport.